CCCCGCGGCCCCCGAGCCCGCCGCCCGCCCGGCUGCCGCUCCCGGCGUGCCCCGCACUCCCCGCCGCCCGCCGCCGGCCCCUCCUUCUUUCUCGUCCCAGUGCACCGAGCCGGAGCCGAGCCGCCGCCGCCGCAGCCUCAGCCGCGGGCACUAUGGCAUCUGGAGUUACAGUGAAUGAUGAAGUCAUCAAAGUUUUUAAUGAUAUGAAAGUAAGAAAAUCUUCUACACAAGAGGAGAUCAAAAAAAGAAAGAAAGCAGUUCUCUUCUGUUUAAGCGAUGACAAAAGACAAAUAAUUGUAGAGGAAGCGAAGCAGAUCCUGGUGGGUGACAUUGGUGAUACUGUAGAGGACCCCUACACAUCUUUUGUGAAGUUGCUCCCUCUGAACGAUUGCCGAUAUGCUUUGUACGAUGCCACAUACGAAACAAAAGAGUCUAAGAAAGAAGACCUAGUAUUUAUAUUCUGGGCUCCUGAAAGUGCUCCGUUAAAAAGCAAGAUGAUUUAUGCUAGCUCUAAAGAUGCCAUUAAAAAGAAAUUUACAGGUAUUAAACAUGAGUGGCAAGUAAAUGGCCUGGACGAUAUUAAAGACCGCUCGACACUGGGAGAGAAACUGGGAGGCAGUGUGGUCGUUUCUCUCGAAGGAAAGCCACUAUAAAAUAAUAGCCAAGUGCCAUUUGAUCUUAAGGGGCUUACAUUUCUCCAGCUCAGUCCACUGGAAUCGUAUUAGGUUCUGUUUUUUUGUUUAUUCCCUUUCCACUGGUCCCUUUCAACACAAUGAAUGAAUGAAUGAGUUUAAGAAGCCUGUCAGUGAUUGCCAUUAGACUGUUUAAUGCGGCUACUUUUAUGUAGAACCCGAGGAAUGCCUUCCCCGUCUUAUUUUAGCCAAAACAGCUGGUUCCAUGCCUUCCUUGCAGUGAGCACAGUAGCGGAUGUGACUGUCAAUGUGAAUGGCUUAGAGUGCUGCAGGGGUGGAUGCUACAAGCUAAGUGAAUGCCUUGGAAGUAUUAUCCCCUGCUCAGAUGGGAAACUCUUCAGUAUUAUUUAUAGUUGCACUUGAUUACAGUUCUCUGAGGUGCUGGAGCAUUCAUACGCCUCACCUGCCUUGGCAAGCCUGUUUUUAUGACAUGGUAGCACAGAUUUAACACUAUGCGCUAAAAGCACUUUUUUUUUGUAAUUCAUUUAAUCCCUUAAAAAGAAUGCCAAUUAAGUUUCAUUACCCGUCAUUAAUUCAUCAUAGUAUCUCAGAGUUCAUUCCUCUUACCUGCCUAUUUUCUUCAGUGUUGAUGUCUUUGGUUUCCCAUUGAGUGUACGCUACUGAAUAAAUGUAGGAGUUUUAUGUUUACCGUAUGAGUCUUGAAACCCGAUGUUUUGAAUAUCAGUCAUGAUGGCAAUUUCUGUACAAAAGAGCCUUAAAUGGAACAUUGUUUUGAGAUCAGACCUCUGCCCUCACGAAAGUGGCCACGUUGCAAUAAAAAUUGUGGCAUAUUACAGAA
Messenger RNA from Meriones unguiculatus (Mongolian gerbil), 1491 nucleotides. It is a transcript of the gene Cfl2, whose product is annotated as cofilin 2. Lineage: Eukaryota; Metazoa; Chordata; Mammalia; Rodentia; Muridae. Gene Ontology annotation, biological process: cell motility; actin filament severing; actin filament fragmentation. Gene Ontology annotation, molecular function: actin filament binding. The record is from RefSeq and is a predicted model, not a curated record. The transcript has 4 exons. Gene Ontology annotation, cellular component: cytoplasm; actin cytoskeleton; actin cortical patch. Bases 153 to 653 code for a protein of 166 amino acids.